AUGGUCAAACUAUUCCCCGUCGUCGGUACCCUACUUUCCAUUGUUUCACUUGUCUUACUUGCAGUUGGGGCAGCGACAAAUAAGUGGGUGGUCAUGGACAAGACAAAUACCGAGUUAAAUCCAACGACUGUGAAUUCGAAACUUGGCAUUCAAGACAAGCAAGUAGGAGUUACAUCUUCAACUUCAGAUAUUACGUACAGCGUGUCUCAUUACGGACUUUGGAUUGGAUGCCACGUAGAACAUAAGGGGGCUGUUUCUUGCUCCUACAUUGGCUCCCGUUGCUUCUCGAAUGUGUGCUGGAUCCGGAAGACAUCUCGGUCAAGAACGAAGACAUGCCUUGACACUAGGGUAAGCAGCGUUCCGAACUGCACUGCGUAUCAGGUUAUUCGGGCGUUCGUGACACUCGGAGCUCUGGCAAUGAUUUGUGGAGUUGCGACACAACUAGUUAGUUUGUUGACGGUGAAUCGGUCGUUGGCGAUGCUUGCUGGGUUGAUCAUCUUCCUGGCUGGUUUGUUUGUAAUGGUGGCAUUUGCGAUCUUUUACAGCGAAGAGGUUGCCAAAUCGGGACUACGUGGUGUUGGACACAUAGGGUACAGCCUUAAACUGAUAACGGCAGCAUGGCCCUUGAUGUUGCUGUGCGGAUUGCUAUCUUGCUUUGCAGCAAGUAUGGGCUUACGGCACAAAGAGAUAUCUGAUUAUAGUGCAAGCAAUUAUUGA
Chondrus crispus (carragheen) is the source of this 717-nucleotide messenger RNA. RefSeq lists its product as hypothetical. The transcript has a single exon. Gene Ontology annotation, cellular component: plasma membrane. The record is from RefSeq and is a predicted model, not a curated record. Lineage: Eukaryota; Rhodophyta; Florideophyceae; Gigartinales; Gigartinaceae. Bases 1 to 717 code for a protein of 238 amino acids.